AUGCGCAAGAUCGAGGUGCUCAUGGUGCAUGCCCCCCUUCCUUUCAUGCCACCGCCAUCACCUCCUACAGAUUUUUGGUCCCUCCACGACAUGCAGCCACAUCGCGGAUCGACAAUCUCAUUCAAUUUCCUCAAUGACACUCAAAGUGACCCAAACCAGGGUCUAUUCGACUUCAUUGACCAACCUGAGGCUUCGCACCAUGGCCCAUUCGACUCCAUCGACCCUCAAGCCAGUCAGGCAUAUCCUUCUAGUUCAUCGUCAUAUAGAGGCUCUGCAUUGUUUUGCGGGGUCUCUGGAGAUCAGGACACCAUUGAUUUUGAUGGACUUGCCUUUGGCACAUUCCUUGAAGAGUCUGGAGCUAACACCAGCGGAACAUCAACAAGUCAUGCCGGCACCACUGCCCCAACACUGAUUCCUCGGUCAGUGGAGAUUGACACCCUCUAUCCUUUACCACCUCCCCGGGCACUGCAGGGGACUGUCGAGAGAACACAACACUCUUGUUGGAUCCCUGCACCAUAUCCUCUGCCGGAACCCAAAGUUAUGCCCCUCAGCACGACUACUACAUCGACCCCUCAAACCCUGCAGCAUGCAACAAGUGUGGACGUUCCUGUCACCCUCACAAUAAUUGCACCUACCGACCUCACUGCUCCCAUUGUCCCUGUCACCCCCAUAGUCAUCUCUAUUGACCCUGCCCCUCAACAACUCAGUGCACCCGUCUCCAUCUGGGUAUCAGCUGACGUCCAAAAGCAGAUCAUGCAGACUGCGAAAACCCGACUCAUACAAUACUUGCUCACUUUGCAUGCAAUGGCUGGCAGUGAUGUGCAGAAGCGAGAAGUCAUCGAUCUCGCAAUUGCAGAGUCGAUUCCAUUGAUGAAUGGCAUGAAUAUUCGUGUUUCAAAUCCUACGACAUCGAGUCAACGUCAACAGUUGAUUGGGACAUGGACCUCCAUUUUCAGCAGCCUCAUUAAGGUUGUGCGGACCUGUCUUCCAUUCGCUUUCAAUAUCUACCCCCCUGUAGACUCCAACAUUCUACCCGAUGAAUUCCGGAGGCGCGUCAUAAACACAUUGAUCAACGAUCCCACUCAACCAUUAGCUUUCAUGCAUCGAUUCACUGUCAACACUGCUGGGGAUGUCACGAUCUUAGACAGAGUCCUCGACCAGCCCUUCAUAUUACAAAUGUUAAUUCAUUUUGUGUGGCGCAGUGGUACCGGACUAUCAGAAUUCAUUGAAGACCCCCUUGAAGAGUUCAACUACCUCUUUGCUGCUAUUGGGGCAAUCGCGAAGCUGAUAUUGUUCGAGCAAUUGUCACACCCUCCGGUCGUUAUCGUGCACACGCAACUUGAGGCGAGUGAGAUGUUCAAUGUCAUUUUUGCAUACAUUCACAGUCUCCGAGGUGCACAGAAGGGACCCUCAAAAGUACGGAUGCUAGUAGCUAUAAAUCAAUCUCGGCUGGCAGACAGCAUGCCUAGUGAUAUCACAUCUGGCCAAAGCAUUCGACCCGCGAAAAAAAGGGCGAUGGAGAAUGCUGUCUGGAGGACCGACAUGCGUCAAAAAAGACAGCACCCUCUCAUAACACAACAGCGGGCCAAGAAAGCAUGCAAUUCACUUGCAUCAAAGGGAGUCAGACAUUCAGCAAUCUCUCGGGCUAGCAAGCGUAAAGAGUCCGAUGAAGGCAGCAUGGGUAUUGGGAGGCAUGGGCCACCACAAAAGAAAGUGGCGACUCAGUUGGAUACUGAUGCAGAAACUGACGAUGACUUGGAGGAACCGGAGUCCGUCAUAAAGUUCUUGUCAGCUGAAAUACCAAAAUUUGUCUCGACGUCAGAGGCCGAAAGGCGUGACUUCCUGCUUACCCAACCAACCUGGCCUCGUACAUUUGAGUCUGCACCAAAGCUGACACAGAAAACUGAAUCGUUUCUGUCUAAAUCAACCAUGGCUACCAAGUUGAGGCAGACAGCUGAACCAUCUCCCAUGGCUUCCAGGUCAAGGCAGACAGCUGAACCUUUCCCCUUCUCGUUGGCCCAACCAAAGGCUCCCAUGGCUUCCAGGGCAAAGGCUCAGUCUGUGCAUGAUCCUAAACGAGAAAACAAGACACCUGUUUGGGUAGAUCAUUCCAAUGAUGUGGAGGAACUUGAGGCUGCGUCAAAUGACUAUGCCGAUCCGAAGUCUCCAAACAACAACAUUUUGGUACUAGAUGAUGAUGACGAUGACGACGACGACCAUCAUGGUUAUUCUCAGGGGCCCAAACUUGUACGGAGCACAAAGGCCGGAAAGUUAAAACUCACAGACCAGGAUGACAGCACCCAACGUGUUGUCCAACGAGCGAUACUGGAAGCCAAGGUUCAUAUGACCUUUAUCAAUGGCUAUCCAGACAUCACCAAGAAAAACCAAUUUACACGAGAUGCCCUCUUAACUGCAGCUCGCACCUGCGGCGUCACACCCAUCUAUGAUCGCCUCACGACUAACGAGUCGUAUGCGUCUGCACUUGCAUCUCUGGUUGAUGCUCGAGUGCCGCUGUUUUGUACCGAAUUAAAAGAUGACGCUUGUGCACAAGUCACGGUGUAUUACCAUCUUGGUCCUGAUUGUGUUGAUGCUGCUAAGGCUCUGCUGGCGAGCCACACUUACCAUUAUGCGCAGCGUUUUGAUGAGGAAAAAAACCCCGUUCUGCAGGUGACAAAAUACCUAAUGAAGGGACAUUACUUCAAUGGGUCCAAGUCAGUUGGCGUGAAAUUCGCAGACUGUUUUAAGGAGAUUGCAGGAAACAAGGCCCAAUGGCCUGAGGUAACAAUUCCGAUGGUUGCUUUGACCAGCACUUUGGUGUAUGCUGCGCUCUUGUGGAAGUCCAACAAAUCUCCCUCCAAGUUCAAUUUCACGGGCAACCAGUUCAGCGAGGUCUAUACUUUCCAUGUAAACUUUCUCAACAAAAUGGAGGAGAAUGCGCCGAGCAAGUUUCACAAGUUGAUGGCUGACAUUUUCUUGGCUGUCCAGAAACUCUGCUCUAAUGGCGCCGCUGCCAUAGUGUCACACAAAGAUGCUAUGGCUUUCCUUGACCUUGAUGGCAUGGAUGACGACGAGUAG
Suillus fuscotomentosus is the source of this 3075-nucleotide messenger RNA. RefSeq lists its product as uncharacterized. Lineage: Eukaryota; Fungi; Basidiomycota; Agaricomycetes; Boletales; Suillaceae. The transcript is spliced from 19 exons. The record is from RefSeq and is a predicted model, not a curated record. The coding region runs from base 1 to 3075 and encodes 1024 amino acids.